This is a messenger RNA of Alternaria ethzedia, 612 nucleotides long. RefSeq lists its product as uncharacterized. The record is from RefSeq and is a predicted model, not a curated record. Bases 1 to 612 code for a protein of 203 amino acids. NCBI's taxonomy places the organism in Eukaryota, Fungi, Ascomycota, Dothideomycetes, Pleosporales, Pleosporaceae. The transcript is spliced from 2 exons.
AUGGCGGUCUUGCCCAAUGCAGUCGCUGCAUACAAGCAGAAGCGAUUCGACACUGCGGCGCUCGAAGCUAUGAAAGCAUACGACGCGGGAAUCCAUUCUGUGCCCUCUCGAGCGAUGCUCAACGCAAGCGACAAGGCAAUCAUUGCUCAGAACCCUCCUCAAUUCAACGCAAAAGAGCUGGCUAAGCAACUUGUUGAGUACAAGCUCAUCCGAAGAGAGCCUCGUCCAGUCAAGCAGCCUCCAGUCGCCCAGCAUCCAGCCGAGCAGUGUCUUGUCGAGCAGCGUCUAGUCGCGCAGCGUCGCGACUUGGAUGUCGAGAUAGCGGAAGCCGCUGGCUUCCAUCGAGCCAUGAACAUCUGGAGCAAUCUGCCUCGCCAGGGUAUAUUCUUCAGCGACGCCCAGAGCGACCUGCGCCGUCAGGCCGCCAAGCUAGCCGACUUACUCGCGCCGUACAACAUAGAGGAUCCUAGGUCCCUGCCUGGCAAGUUCAGCGGUUUCCAGAGUGGACUCAGGUGUCCGACACGGCUUAGCCUUCAAACAGCUGGACCAAGGGAUCUUGUACCGCAAGUCAGUUACUACGAUGAGUUCUUGAACAUCUUGAACAGAAGCUAG